AUGGUCUUUCUUGGCGUUCUCGUAGACACGACCGAUAUGACCGUCUCCGUCACUCCUGACCGCCUUUCAGAGCUACAGUCCCGCUGCACAUCUCUACUCUCCGUGACGCACGUUUCACGACACGACUUGCAGUCCUUGCUUGGCGUCAUGUCUUUUGUCACUUCAUGUGUUCGUCUCGCCCGCGUUUUCAUGUCGUCUCUGCUCUACACCCUCCGAACAUACCGGUUGUCGAAAAACUGCCCCCUUUCAAGUGUUAAUCACUCCGAUCUCCGCUGGUGGUGCCACUUCUUGCCGUCCUACAAUGGUGUUUCGCUUAUCAAGACUUCACCUUGGCUUGACAACCGUUUAUUCCUCUCCACUGACGCAUGCCGCACCGGUGCGGGUGGCUAUUUCACAGGGCAGUACUUUCACACCCCUUUUCCCGCCCCCAUCCUCAGUCAGUUUGGACACGACAUCAACAUUUUGGAACUGUUGACCAUAAUGGUGGCGCUUAAGCUUUCGGGCGAACUUCUUCGCGGUCAACGCCUUAUUUGCAGUGCGAUAAUGCAAAUCGCGUGCUCGCCAUCAAUUCCGGCCGUUCUCGCGUUCCUGGGAUGCACCUGUGUUUACGGGAAAUCUGGUUUCUCACCGUUCGUCAUGACAUCGACAUCUUUGCCCGACACAUAGCUGGGGUGAAUAACACCAUCGCUGAUCAUCUCAGUCGCUGGCACUUAUCUCCAGUCCAUCACCUUCGCUUUGACGCCUUGACCGCUGACACCCCCACCACCCACAUUCUCUGUCCACCUUAA
This is a messenger RNA of Pocillopora meandrina, 788 nucleotides long. Lineage: Eukaryota; Metazoa; Cnidaria; Anthozoa; Scleractinia; Pocilloporidae. The record is from the annotation of a GenBank genome assembly.